Molecule: messenger RNA, 4972 nt
Organism: Sorex fumeus (smoky shrew)
Lineage: Eukaryota; Metazoa; Chordata; Mammalia; Eulipotyphla; Soricidae
Gene: SLAIN2
Product: SLAIN motif family member 2
Exons: 9
Coding region: 245-2071 (608 amino acids)
Biological process (GO): microtubule nucleation; positive regulation of microtubule polymerization; cytoplasmic microtubule organization
Cellular component (GO): microtubule plus-end
Source: RefSeq, a predicted model, not a curated record
AGGGAGCGAGGGAAGAUGGCGGCCGGGGCCGGAUAUUGGCACCGCCUCCCCCGCUGCUGGAGCCGGCGCAGAUGAGGCGGCUCGGCUGGGGCCAGCGGCGCUGUGGAAGCGGAGCUGGGGGCUCGGCGGCGGCGGUGGGGCCUGGCCCUGCUCUAUGCCGGCGCCUCGGCUAGCGUGAGCGGCGGCGGCGGCGACGCCUCUCCCCCUCCCUUCCCGGGGCGGUGAGUCGGAGCGGCGGGCCGGCAUGGAGGACGUGAACUCCAACGUGAACGCGGACCAGGAGGUGCGCAAGCUGCAGGAGCUGGUGAAGAAGCUGGAGAAGCAGAACGAGCAGCUGCGGAGCCGCUCGGGGGCCGUGCAGGGCGCCGGCUCGCUGGGGCCCGGCAGCCCCGUGCGGCUCGCCGCGUCCAACCCGUCGUCCGGGGCGGCCACGCCGCGGGGCUUCCCGCUGGGCCUGGGCGGCCGGCCGGGCGGCGGGACCGGCGCGGGCCCCCGGCGGACGAGCAGCGAGGAGCUGCGGGACGCCGCCUCCUUGCUGGCGGCGGGCGAGGGCGGCUUGCUGGACGAGGUGGAGCCGCUGCGGCCCGACGAGCUGGAGCGCCUGUCAGGCUGGGCGGAGGAGGAGGAGAGCUGGCUGUAUUCAUCACCAAAGAAAAAACUUACACCAAUGCAAAAAUCAGUUAGUCCAUUAGUUUGGUGCAGGCAAGUUUUGGAUUACCCAAGUCCUGAUGUUGAAUGUGCUAAAAAGUCUCUUAUCCACAAACUUGAUCAAACUAUGUCAGCUCUCAAGAGGCAGAAUUUAUAUAAUAAUCCUUUCAACUCCAUGAGUUAUACAAGCCCUUACAGUCCAAAUGCAAGUAGUCCAUAUAGCAGUGGUUUCAAUUCUCCAUCCUCCACUCCGGUGAGACCUCCCAUAGUCAAGCAGCUUAUUCUUCCUGGAAAUUCAGGUAAUUUGAAAAAUUCAUCGGAUAGAAAUCCUCCUCUGAGUCCUCAGUCCUCUAUAGACAGUGAGUUAAGUGCUUCAGAAUUAGACGAAGACUCAAUUGGAUCCAAUUAUAAACUAAAUGAUGUAACUGAUGUACAGAUUCUAGCUCGGAUGCAGGAAGAAAGUCUCCGGCAAGAAUACGCAGCUACCACAUCUCGGCGCAGUUCUGGUUCCUCUUGUAAUUCUACGAGACGGGGUACUUUUAGUGAUCAAGAACUUGAUGCACAAAGUUUAGAUGAUGAAGAUGACAAUAUGCAUCACGCGGUAUACCCUGCUGUUAACAGGUUUUCACCAUCACCACGCAAUUCACCUCGACCAUCACCCAAGCAGUCACCCAGAAAUUCACCUCGUUCGAGAUCUCCUGCUCGGGGAAUUGAAUAUAGUAGAGUGUCCCCACAGCCUAUGAUUAGCCGCUUACAGCAACCUCGCCUUUCACUUCAAGGCCAUCCCACAGAUUUGCAAACAAGCAGUGUCAAAAAUGAAGAAAAACUAAGACGUAGUCUUCCAAACCUGUCUCGAACAUCUAAUACACAAGUUGACUCAGUAAAAAGCAGCAGAAGUGACUCAAAUUUUCAAGUGCCAAAUGGAGGAAUACCUCGUAUGCAACCUCAGGCUUCAGCCACUUCGCAAAGGCUGAAAAAUUUGCCUCGUACUUCCCUCAAAGCCAAACAGUUGCUUCAAACUUCAUCUACAAAAAGAGUACCUUCUCCUGGCAAAUUUCGCUCCCCAGCAGCACCGUCUCCUUUGGCUCUCCGGCAGCCGGUUAAAGCAUUUAGUAACCAUGGCUCUGGUUCUUCUGUUGGCCAAGAAGCAACACAACUCACACAAACCACCUCCUCACCUGGGCCUCCCUUGAUUCAGAGCACAGUGCCGGCAAAUCCUCCCAGCAAUAUCAAUAGCACUACUCUGACCAGACCUGCAGGGACAUCCUCCAUGAGAAGUGGCUUGCCUAGACCCAGUGCCCCUUCUGCUGGGGGUAUACCAGUGCCUCGCAGCAAACUUGCACAACCUGUCCGCAGAUCCUUGCCAGCUCCUAAAACGUAUGGUAGCAUGAAAGAUGACAGUUGGAAAGAUGGCUGUUACUGACCAGCAGAGCCACAAGUGCAGCGGUCCUCGGCUUCUUGGACGUCCCUUCACCAGGCUAAAAGAUGACUUUUAUAUGCAGACUGUUCCGAUAAGACUCUCGGGGUUUUUGUAAUCCCAGCCCUCUCUGUCGUAACUAGCACAAACUGACAGAGAUGAUCAAGCAGCACUUUAAUGACAUUUAACAUCAGAUGUGUUUGGUAAUCAUACAAUCACUCUCCGCACUCCAUGGAUUCACUUUCAUUUUGUUUAUUAGAAACCAAAUUGAUUUUUAAAAAUUUUGACAGAGGCCAAUAUCGGGCAAAAAGUUAUGGAUGCCAAAGAGAAAUGCCCAUUUGUGAGAGUACCUUCGUACACAAGAAAUAGUGAAUUUAAGCUAUCCAAAACUUCAUGUUCAGCUGAACUUACUGUACAAAUAGUAUCAAUAAAUAUGUAUGUUAAUGAGAACAUUCUGGCUAAUUAUCUAAAAAUAUUUCCCUAGUGUUUCACUAGAACUCCAAGGAAACAGAUUGAGGUCGACAAUGGGGAAAGAAACCUGGGCUAGAGAUUCAAAGCAGGAUCCUUAAAUUGGGAAAACUCCUAUUAAUUACUUCUGCAUAUUUCAUUCGUUAGAAAAAAAUUGUCAUUUUGUUGUAAGUUUCGGAUGGAGCUCACAUAGCGCCACCGCUGACAGUGUCUCAGCUUGCAUCCAUCCUGUUGCGUUGACAUAUCAGACUUCUGUGUGUUUGUUGGUUGCCAAAAGGGCUUAAUAUCAGUUGUACAAUCUUUCUAAACUUGAUCGCUUCUGGCUCAGGAAUGAUAACCUUUGCUAUGGAAGCCAGCUUCUUCAACGCUGUUGCAGAACUGUUACACAACUAAGAGAUUUCAUUUUUAUUAGCAGGUUUUCAUGAUGGGAAAGAGCAAGUAGUGUGUAUCUUUAUUCUUGAUAGAAAUACAACACCUCAGUGCUUACAACCUGGAACAAAACCAUAAUGAGAGAGAGGGGGGAAAAUCUAUGCAUUUAACUUAUAAAAAUCUCUGGUAACGACAAUUGUAUUGUUGCUAUUAUUUGACACAACGGUUUGUUAUGUGGUAAGAAAACUAGCCUACUUAAGUUAAUUCACUUUAAAACGUGUAACUGUAUAAAACGGUUUUUGAAAAUACUGUCCCUUUGACUUAGAUUCUUCCUUACAUCGAUUUUCGUAUUUUUGGUAACAUGAAACCGACUUAUCACUCAAACCUGUUAAAUACUUGCUCUCUAAGAACUCUGAUGUAUAACCUGGAAAUCACUCGUUUUGGUUUGACCACAAUUAUUACCAAACUCAAAUUUCUGCAGCAGGUUUCUUAUUGUUUUGGUAAUGAGAUCGGUCUUAAAUACUUCAAUUUGAACGGCUCUGAACUAUUGGCAAGUGACUCACAUAAAGAAUUUUAGACAUAAGUUUGAAUAUAAGUUCAUUUUCUGUUAGUCAAAGACAUUCUGUAAGUUGGCAAAAGAAACGGAGAGAGAAAUGUAAAGCUUGGUGUGCAGGAUUGCAUCAAGGCUGACAGACUGAAGAAUGGUUAGGACUUGAAGCCAAGAGCCUGACUCACCACUGUAAUCUUAGGAGCGUGACCAGUAGGGAGUCACUCAGCAGAGCCCUGCAGGUCUGAGCGGCCAGUGCUGAUAUAUUUUGGUGUGUAAUGCAAGGAAGAAAUUUUUCCCUUGAGUUUGAGGGCAAAGGGGAUGGGUCAGGAAAGGAUAGCACCAGAAUUCCACAUGAUGAAUUUAAAUAUGUUGCUUUUCAGAGAAAGAUAAGGAAAGCAUCUGCUUCAGGUGGGAGAAUAUCUUAAGUAAUAGAACUAGUCACAGUCUCUUUUUAAAACCACAUCUACACAAGACAAAAUAGGUCUCAGUUUUUAGUGCAACAUUACAAAGAAAAAAUAUGCUGCAAUUUAAUGAUUACAGGAAUUUUAACUAUUAUGAAACACCUAUUACAUUUUUUAAGUUAGGUUAGCUGUUUCAAAGGAGUAUUCAGGUUAUUUGACUUUGUUUUUAAAUGGCUGCAUCAGAAAAAAAUAUUUUUUUUAUUAAAAUAUUUCAUUACUUGUUGAAACAUACUGAAUCUGAGUUGGGUAAAGUAUUAUUUUACCUGCUGUUUUACUACCACGAACUUUUAGUUUCCUAAAGAGAAAAAUUGCCUUUUUACUAGAAAGCCUUUGUGUAUUGCCAAUUUUUCUGUUUGGGAAAAUCUAAGGAUUCACUGUGGUUAGUCUUAUAAGAACUAUGUGGAUUUAUAAACUAGUGCCUAUGAUUUUAACUUAUGUUUGAUAUAUAGUAGUAAGGGUUUUAUGAAUGUUGAUUAUUUUUUGUGCCAACAGCCCAGAAUUGUCACUUAUAUGUAAGCAGAAAACUAUGAACUCUGCUUCCAAAGUUAUUUAAUUUUUUCAGUGUUUGAAUGUUAUUUUUUGUAAGUGUGUUAAUAAAAAUGUAAAGAAUUGGAAAAAUAUAAAUAUUCUUAACUCAAGCAUUUGCUGGAUCAUUUUUCUAUAAAACUUGUUUGUAUAAUAUAAAACACUCUGAAGAGUUGACUUUUUUCAGUUUUCAUACCCUGGAAAUCACAUUUUGUAAAACUGGGGACCAUUCAUAAUUGUCAGAUACUUUUUAAACUUAUCAAUACAUCACUUUUAUAAAGUUUUUUUUGAAGGAAAAUUAGAUAUCUAUGUGGCCCCAGAUGUUUGUAUAAUUCUAGAAUGAUCUAGACUCUGUAUGUUUAAAUUAACUUUUUAUUGAAUGUACAGGCGUCCAUUUUUGACAUUACGCAUGGUCCUUUUAGAUCACAUGAAGUUUGAUUUGCAAACAUUUCUAUAGCUGAACUUGUAUGUGUGGUUGCUUCCUUAAUAAACAGCCUGACCAUAAUGUUUAUUAUUAAAUUUAUAUUUGUUUUU